UUUCUCAUCUCCAACGACUUAUAGCAACGACGGGGGUGUGAUCAAGAGAGCAGGGAAAAGUGGGAGGGAAGGAUCCAGGACUUUUUCAUCAGAGCAGUAUAUGGGUGGCAUGAGUAAUAGACUGACCUCACUCAGACAGAUCCCCAGACAACACCCAGCAUUACCUGCACUGGGCACAGCAUAGAGCUUCUCUCCUCAGUGUUGAAACUUGUCAAGACAACACCGCCUGCAGCAUCAUGUUGCAGACAAUCAAAGACUGGCUGUGGUGGGAACGUCUGUGGCUUCCAGAGAAGGUCUCCUGGGCAGAUAUCCAAGACAAAGAAGACCGUACUUAUGCCAAAGCCUCUCAACUUUAUGCAGCUGUGCCCUGUGCCCUCUGCCUACUAGUUGUCAGAUACCUCUUUGAAAGAUACUUGGCCACACCUCUGGCUAAUGCUCUGGGGAUCAGAGACAAGGUACGUCUCACAGCCGAGGAAAACCCAACCCUAGAGAAGUACUUCUACAGCCAAUCCCGGAAUCCGUCACAGGCUGUUGUUCGGUCUYUGUGUAAGAAAACCGGCUGGCCAGAGAGGAGAGUAGAAGUGUGGUUCAGGAGGAGGAGGAAUCAGGAUCGACCUGGGCUUCGGAAGAGGUUCUGUGAAGCCAGUUGGAGAUGCUGCUUUUAUCUUUGUGCAUUCCUUGGAGGACUUUUAGCCCUUUACGAUAAACCUUGGUUUUAUGAUCUAAAAGAGGUUUGGGCAGAAUUUCCUAAACAGUCCAUGCUCCCGUCACAGUACUGGUAUUAUACCUUGGAAAUGGGCUUCUACCUUUCUCUGCUCCUCAGCCURACGUUUGAUGUGAAAAGGAAGGAUUUUAAAGAGCAGGUGAUUCACCAUGUAGCCACAAUGACACUUCUGAGUUUCUCCUGGAUUUCUAACUACAUUCGCAUUGGCACUCUUGUGAUGGYUGUUCAUGACUCUUCUGACAUCCUGCUUGAGGGAGGAAAGUUGUUUAACUACGCCAAAUGGGAGCAGACUGCUAAUGUUAUGUUUGUAAUAUUUACACUUGUCUUCAUGGUGACAAGACUUGUUAUUUUUCCUUUUUGGCUCAUCCACUGUACAUGGGUGUACCCAUUGGAGAGGUUUGACCCCUUCUUUGGCUACUAUUUCUUCAACAUCAUGUUAAUGGUUCUACAAAUUCUACACGUCUACUGGGCUUUUCUAAUAACAAGAAUGGCUUACAAGUUUGUCUUCAGCAAGCAACUGGACGGCGAUGUUCGGAGCGAUGAAGAGGAGGACGACAGUGAUUCGCAAAAGAAUAUAAAACACAAAAUGAAUCAUAUUAAUGGUGCCAUGAAUGGUGCCAGAGAUCGAGCUAACGGUCACUGACGUAUACAGAGAAAAAAGGAGCAUCAACCAUGACAGAUGGACACUUUCUACUUGGGAGUGCUUUGGUUAAAAUAUUGAGAAUUCAGCGAAGGGAUAUUGCAUUUGAAAGAACUGUGAAGAAACCUAAAUAGUGUGAUUUUCUUUUAGCCCUAAUUAAAAUUUAGGAUUAGCUCUUUCAUGAGUUACAAAUUGGCGUCAUAACAAAAAACAAAAGUCAUAUCUGCCUUUUUAUGCUGUAGUAGUUGAUCAAACUUUAUGUAUUUAUUACAUUUUAUGACCGUGUUCGUGUUUUUAGAACGCUGCAAAUCAGUAUUUAUUUUUGUCUUGUUUGGAAGGUAGGCCAUGAAAGAUUGAUGUCCUGUGUAAUACCAGCACGCCCCCUAGCGACAGCUGGAGAGACGCGGUUAGAGCUCGUAUCUAGGGAAACCGUCUCUAUAGAAACCGCGUGUAGCUUAAAACUGUGGUUAUCGAAAUCUGUUAGCAUACUGGCUGGUGUGUUUGUGUGUGUUUGUUAACGUUUCAUAGCUGUUGUCAAAAUGACUUACCAGCGACAGUAUCAGCCUAAGGUGAAAACCGGAAACUGGUUUGAAGACCUGGUCCUAAAGGAGGUUUGUUGAAAAGAAAAUGAGGACAUAUUAUCUGAGCUAGCCGUCACGUUGAAAUAUUUUUGCUAAAUCAGUAAGGGUGUAGAAAAAAUUUAAAUAAAGAGUCUAGAGUGUACCGGUAAACUAAAAGGGUUUUAAUUUAUUUCAUAUUUUUAUAUUUAGCUUUUUCAUUAAAGUUAACCUCAUAGCUAAAACGGUAGUUAAAAAAAUGUCACUUGUAUUAAUUUGUGCAUGAUCAAAGUUUUUCCCAAAUUCUUCUUCUUCUUCUAUUUUUUUUUUACUCAGUUUGAUUUACCAAGUUGUGAAAAUGUUUCACUGAUACAAAUAUGAAGUGUACAUUUGUGUUCACCCUACUUUCAUUUUACACCCCAAAAUAAAAUCCAGUGCAUCAAAUUGC
Molecule: messenger RNA, 2369 nt
Organism: Poecilia reticulata (guppy)
Lineage: Eukaryota; Metazoa; Chordata; Actinopteri; Cyprinodontiformes; Poeciliidae
Source: RefSeq, a predicted model, not a curated record